AUGGCGGCACAACGGACACCUCCUGUGAUGCACGCACUGGCUAGGCCAUCUUGCUCACGAACACGGUCAUCCAGUGGUCUUUGUACGGCAACAACAUUAGCAUCAUGGAGCCAUGGUGGUGAUGGUGUGCUUUUGCUAGCCCAAUGGCGCAGCAGACCAGGACAAUCAGGUUUGUUAGAUUCGCACACACAUGGCCUGUUUGUUCAAAUGCUCCAGUGCAAACAUGGAUAUGUGUAUAGCUGUGGAAAUACAGGCGCCUUCUGCAACUGCCUUCUACCAGAAAGCAUGCGGCUUGAGUCAACUGAGACAAAGCAUCUUGCAGACUGUCAUUUCUCAGAUGGUUCCAACACCACCAGCAACGAUAACAUUGAUGAAGAUGACUUGGAAGACAAACACCUGCUUCCGACGUCUUCUGUUGGUGAAGACACAAUUGUAAAAGAAGUUCACAGAUGA
Miscanthus lutarioriparius is the source of this 453-nucleotide messenger RNA. The record is from the annotation of a GenBank genome assembly. Lineage: Eukaryota; Viridiplantae; Streptophyta; Magnoliopsida; Poales; Poaceae.